Molecule: messenger RNA, 492 nt
Organism: Cucumis sativus (cucumber)
Lineage: Eukaryota; Viridiplantae; Streptophyta; Magnoliopsida; Cucurbitales; Cucurbitaceae
Product: zinc finger protein 7
Exons: 1
Coding region: 1-492 (163 amino acids)
Biological process (GO): negative regulation of abscisic acid-activated signaling pathway
Source: RefSeq, a predicted model, not a curated record
AUGGAGUUUAAACGCCGCCAUCAUCAUCAACAGCAACAACUUAAUCUUGAGCUUCUUCUUGAACCUUCUUCUUCUUCUUCUAACUCUUCUUCAUCUGCUCCUAUUAGUCCAAAUUUUGAGGCAGUUGUUGGUGCUAGAGUUUUCUCAUGCAAUUAUUGCAAGAGGAAAUUUUAUAGCUCUCAAGCUUUGGGAGGUCACCAAAAUGCUCAUAAACUGGAGAGAACUUUGGCCAAGAAAAGCAGAGAACUUAGAGGUUACAGAUCAGGAGAUGAUCAUCAUGAACAUCAUCAUAAUAGUAAUAAUAAUAGUAUGAUGAUGAUGAUGAAUAAUUAUUCAAGCCAUAAUUUAUGGAAUGUUGAGACAAUUACAUCAUCAACAACAGCAACAACAAUAGCUGAUGAUCAUCAUCAAUUACUCAAUGGAAGACGUGGUAUUAUUCCAGCUGAUGAUGAUCAUGAUAUUGGCCAUCUUGAUUUGUCUUUAAGGCUCUGA